AGCCCUUUGUUGAUGCACUAUAUAAAGGGCUUUGCUGGUGCCCAAACUUGCAGAGUACUUCGGUGAGAUGUCACAAUGAAGGCUGCGAAGAUUUUGCUCUUUGCUUUCUUAGCAAACGUUCGUGGACAAUAUAUAGAACUGAACUCGUUUACUUUGGGUGUGCUUGCGCCGGAAGUGGCGUCCCAGCUUGAGAUUUUGAUUCAAAACGACUUUGUUGCGGUGAACAAGACGAUAAGUAAUCUAAACGACCAGUUCAAAGUGUGCACUGACCUGGUCUCAAGAAGACAUGAGCAAUGUGGGAAUUGCAUCAACGAAAAUUGCCAGAUCAAGGCCCAUGAAUGCUCCGUGCAUGUAGACAUGAAGAAAUUGCCAUGCCAAGCAUCUCCUACGGCUUGUAAGGUUAUAAAUGUGGUGAAGAAGGCUGUGGAACUUGUGAAGAAAACUGGAGACAAAAUCAAAGAUGGUCUCAAGAACAUACUUGGGGGAAUACGUCUACGCAGAGUCUCACUUCCCCCGAUAAGGCUUCCGAGAAUUAGAUUGCCGAGAAUCCAGUUGCCGAGAGUCAGGUUGCCACGGAUCAGGCUGCCAAGAAUCCGUUUGCCACGAAUCCGAAUCCGGACGCCUCGAAUCCGUUUGCCAAGAAUCCGCUUCCGAAGUGGAUGGGGUCGACGGAAGCGCCAGUCGGCAGAGCCUAGUUGUGAGGACCUGGAAAGCAAUGGAGAAACGGCUUGUCUGGUCUACGCGGCGCAGUGUUCUGUCUGUUCCGGAAUGGAUGAACCUCAUGUACUUGUGUUACUUGAGAACGUGUGCGGCAAAAAUGUGACACCCAUUUUCACCAGCUUGCAAGCUAAAGAGGAAAGGCUUAUCAGAUUGGAAGAAAUAUUUGAUAUCAAUAAUUCCAGUGUCUUCAGUAUCACUUCUAUCCAGUUUGACCCGUCCCAGUAUAAUGCUGAAUCCUUAGGAUACAACGCUGUCCGUGUAGGAUACUCUCUCCUAAGAACCUCCUACGUGGUCACCAUGAAGGAUCCGGUUAAUCCGACAAACCCUGUCGCCGCUAUCCCAGUCAUUUCACGACUCCUGUUUGAAGAGCUGGUAAAAUAAGUUUCACGUUUACCGCAUGAAACCAGCUUAAAAUCCCACUACCAGUUCUGCCCAGUUUAGAAAGUAGUCCCAACUGGUAGAAAGUUUUUAAUUUUCUCCAGCUUUGCAUGUGGGGGAAACGUUUUCUUGUCUGCAAUUAUAUUAUUACAAUAUUCCUGUGAAAGUGCUACUUUGUUCUUAUUACGUAUUAUUACGUAAAAAAAUAAGUGAACAAGUAUUGUAUUACUUAUUCCUUUAAUAUCUAAUUAGUUACUGCCAGACAUCUUUAUUACUUGUCCUUUUCAAUACCUAAAUAGUUACUGUAAGGCAUCUUAUUAUUUGUCCUUUUCAAUAGCUACAUAGUUACUGUCAGGCAUCUUAAUACUUAUACUUUCCAAUAGAUAAUUAGUUACUGUAAGAAAUCUGAUCACUUGUUCUUUUUAGUAGCUAAUUAGUUACUGUAAGAAAUCUUAUCACUUUUUCUUUUUUGUAGCUAAUUAGUUACUGUAAGAAAUCUUAUUACUUGUUCUUUUUAGUAGCUAAUUAGUUACUGUAAGAAAUCUUAUGACUUGUUCUUUUUAGUACGUAACUAGUUACGGUAAGGGAUCUCAUUACUUGUCGUUUUCAAUAGCUAAUUAGUUACGGUCAGGCAUCUCAUUACUUGUUCUUUCCAAUAGAUAAUUAGUUACUGGCCGGGGUCUUAUUACUUGUUCUUUUUAAUACCUGAUUAGCUACUGUCAGACAUCUUAUUACUUGUUCUUUUUAAUAGCUAAUUAGUUACUGUAAGAAAUCUUAUCACUUGUUCUUUUUAGUAGAUAAUUAGUUACUGUCAGGCAUCUUAUUACUUGUUCUUUCUAAUAGCUAAUUGGUUACUGUCAGGCAUCUCAUUACUUGUUCUUUUCAAUAGCUAAUUAGUUACUGUCCGGCGUCUUAUUACUUGUUCUUUUUAAUACCUGAUUAGCUACUCUAAGACAUCUUAUUAUUUGUCCUUUUCAAUAGCUAAUUAGUUACUAUCGGACAUCUUAUUACUUGUUCUGUUUAAUACCUGAUUAGCUACCGUCAAACAUGAUAUCACUUGAUCUUUAUAAUAGCUAAUUAGUUACUGUCAAACAUCGUAUCACUUGUUCUUUUUAAUAGCUAAUUAGUUACUGUCAGACAUCUUAUUACUUGUUCUUUUUAGCAGCUAAUUAGUUACUGUAAGAAACCUGAUCACUUGUUCUGUUAAGUAGGUAACUAGUUACUGUAAGGCAUCUUAUUAUUUGUUAUUUUCAACAGAUAAUUAGUUACUGUAAGAAAUCUUAUCACUUGUUCUUUUUAGUAGGUAACUAGUUACAGUAAGGCAUCUCAUUACUUGUCCUUUUCAAUAUCUAAUUAGUUAUUGUCCGGCAUCUUAUUGCUUUUUCUUUCUAAUAGCUAAUUAGUUACUGUCAGGCAUUUCAUUACUUGUUCUUUUUUAUAGCUAAUUAGCUACUGUUAAACAUCCUAUCACUUGUUCUUUUUAAUAGCUAAUUAGUUACUGUCAGUCAUCUUAUUACUUGUUCUGUUUAAUACCUGAUUAGCUACUGUUAAACAUCCUAUGACUUGUCCUUUUUUAGUUAAUUAGUUAAUUUAGUAAAUUAGUUGAUUUAGCUAAUUAGUUAUUGUCCGGAGUCUUAUUACUAGUUUUUUUUAGUAGCUAAUUAGUUACUGUAAGAAAUUUUAUCACUUGUUCUUUUUAGUAGGUAACUAGUUACUGUAAGACAUCUUAUUAUUUGUCCUUUUCAAUAGCUAAUUAGUUACUGUAGGACAUCUUUUUACUUGUUCUUUUUAUUACCUGAUUAGCUGCUGUGAGACAUCUUAUCACUUGUUCUUUUUUAUAGCUAAUUAGUUACUGUUAAACAUCCUAUCACUUGUUCUUUUUAAUAGCUAAUUAGUUACUGUCAGACACCUUAUUACUUGUUCUUUUUAAUACCUGAUUAGCUACUGUGAAACAUCCUAUCACUUGUCCUUUUUAAUAGCUAAUUAGUUACUGUCAGACACCUUAUUACUUGUCCCUUUUAAUUGCUAAUUAGUUACUGUCAGACAUCUUGUAAAAUAAGACCCUCACUGCAUGAGGUCGUACUGCAUCGAUAAAACAUGUGGCCAUUCGCCAACAUUUUGCCCUCUAUGAUGUAGUCUUC
Molecule: messenger RNA, 3239 nt
Organism: Liolophura sinensis
Lineage: Eukaryota; Metazoa; Mollusca; Polyplacophora; Chitonida; Chitonidae
Exons: 6
Coding region: 76-1101 (341 amino acids)
Source: RefSeq, a predicted model, not a curated record